AAGGGACUGUGCUUGGAGGUGGGUAGAAACCAAGGGACUGUGCUUGGAGGUGGGAAGGAACCAAGGUGCUGUGCUUGGAGGUGGGUAGGAACCAAGGGACUGUGCUUGGAGGUAGGUAGGAACCAAGGGACUGUGCUUGGAGGUGGGUAGGAACCAAGGGGCUGUGCUUGGAGGUGGGUAGGAACCAAGGGACUGUGCUUGGAGGUGGGUAGGAACCAAGGGACUGUGCUUGGAGGUGGGUAGGAACCAAGGGACUGUGCUUGGAGGUGGGAAGGAACCAAGGGACU
Staurois parvus is the source of this 287-nucleotide messenger RNA. Lineage: Eukaryota; Metazoa; Chordata; Amphibia; Anura; Ranidae. The record is from the annotation of a GenBank genome assembly.